This is a messenger RNA of Parasteatoda tepidariorum (common house spider), 1717 nucleotides long. The record is from RefSeq and is a predicted model, not a curated record. NCBI's taxonomy places the organism in Eukaryota, Metazoa, Arthropoda, Arachnida, Araneae, Theridiidae.
AGGAAACUUGAGUCGGUGAUUUUUUCCAAAUAAACAACCCUUUAUCUACUCUGAUUAAUGGACUUAUUAUAAAAUAAGUGUGAGUCCGUUAAUUUAUCCAUAAAAUUUGAGUUAAAUAUCUUAUUAAUUAAAAAUGGCAUACAUCAAUAAAAAUAGAAUAAUGCAGAAUACUUUAAAUGCUAUUAUCUGCUUAAUAUUAAGAUUUCUCUGAAUAUAUUUGUUAUUAAUUUAUUAUGUUUUUUUUUCUUUGAAAAAAUUAUGACAUUAAAGUCUUAUUACUUUCAGGCAACAGGAAAAGAGAGCUGAAGAAAUAUCUUCUAAUAGUGGAAAUGUUGGGCAAGAUUCGCAUUUUUCUAAUGAAAAUAUUGAUACACCAGGAGUUGAAAUUUCAUAUGAAGACAAUUUUGAAAUAUCAGGCAAAAGAAUUGUUGACAUUAAGUUUUUUGUCAAUAAACUUCAACAGUUGAAUAAGCAUAGUCCAUUCGGAUGCAGUUUAUCUGAUAUGGAUAUAACUUCUGAAAUUAGAAGAGGCUUAAUAUCUGGGCUUAAAUUUAAAUGUAAAAUGUGCAAUUUAACAGAAGUGAUAUGGACUGAAAACUUAAAUGAAAAUUUAAUGAACUCCAAUACGGCUGCUGUUGCAGGAAUUAUAAAAGUAGGUGCAGGAUUUGCUAACAUGGAGGAACUUUUUUCUACAAUGAACAUUCCUUGUAUGACCAACAAAACUUUCACUAAUGAAAAUGAAAGCCUUUCGCAGGCUUGGCAGCUAGCUGCGUUGAAUGAAAUGAGUGAUGCUGCAAAAGAAGAAAAAAAUAUUGCGAUAGGAAAAGGUGAUGUUGAUUUAGAUGGAAUCCCUCUAAUUACAGUUACUGUUGACGGUUGCUGGGGGAAAAGAUCAUAUAGAACAAACUAUUCCUCUUCAUCUGGUGUAGCUUCUAUUGUUGGCCAAGCUACAGGAAAAGUUCUUUUUCUUGGAGUGAGAAACAAAUAUUGCUGCAUAUGCUCGCGAGCAACUACCAAGCAAGUAUCACCUGCGAAACAUGUUUGCUAUAAAAAUUGGUCUGGGAGCUCUUCAGCCAUGGAAUCGGACAUUUCAGUUGAAGGCUUCAAUAAUAGCAUUCAAAUGCAUGGAUUAAUUUAUUCUAAAUUCAUUGGAGAUGGUGACAGCAAUUUCUUUAAGAAGAUUUUAGAUUCUCGGCCAUAUGACUCUGUCACCGUCGAAAAAAUUGAAUGCACUAAUCAUCUGUUGAGAAAUGCUUGUAAUAAGCUAAAAGAAAUUGUUAAGUGUGGUAAGUACGGGCACCACACACUAAGGAAGUUGCUCGACGAUCGAAUUCUUAGAUUUCGGACAGCAGUUACCAUGGCCGUUCGAUUCAGAAAAAACGAAGAAAAUGCAAACGAAAACAAUCGAAUCCGUGCCUUGAAAGAAGACAUUUUAAACGUACCUAUGCAUAUUUUUGGAUGCCACGACCAUUGCGCCUCAUACUUCUGUAAAAAGAAGGAAGAAAAAAAUUUCAUUGUAGAUCUUAAAUCUAUUGGCCUACUUGAGAAAGUAAUGGGAGUAGUGAAUCACCUGGCUGACAACUCUAGAAGCUUACUGUUCAAAUCCAACAACAAUAGCGUUGAGCAGUUCAACAGCAUAAUUGCUAAAUUUGUUGGAGGAAAGAGGGUCAAUUAUAGUCAGCGUGGCUCCUAUCAAACACGGUGUAACGCUGCAGUU